AUGCCUGAUGCUACGACUCCGACGACGCUCUCGACUGAUCGCAAGGGCCUCCUGUGGGGUUUCUUUGUGCUCCAUGUGAUUGGAGGUCAUCUCCUCAUGCCUAUUCUCAUCAUCCUCGCCCUCCUCAAACGCAACAUGGCGCGCAACUAUGUCUUCCUCAACUUUUGCUUUACCUGGAUCGUUUACUCGAUUACAUUCUGUCUGCUUCUCUAUGCAGGCCAGCAGACGGGGCCCAAGCCAAGCUGGAAGAUUUGUCGAACCCAGGCCGCGUUGGUGUACGCCGUCCCGAUUCUAGUUGCAAGCGCCUCGCUCGCGCUCGUGUUCCAGCUCUGGCUUGACAUUCGAUCGUCGGUCUCAAAGGCGGGCUCCCGAACCUUUUUUUCCCUUCGAAAUCUCUUGCUCCUCGGCCUUCCUUAUGUUUUGUUUUGUGGAUAUUUGAUUGGCCCUAGCAUUGUGGCUAUCACUGCUCGCAAGACAAUUUCGAGGGAGAACAACUAUUUCUAUUGCUCUAGCAACCUACGAGCGCUGACUGUGAUUUCUGCAGCCUCUGUCGGAAUCAUCUUCCUCGUCACUGUCACAUUCGAAGUCUUGAUCGCUCGUCUUAUUGCAGAACGCAACAUCCAGCAACUCCAGUCUGGCUUUUUCAUUCGAAUUAGCAUCUUCACCUCGUACCUCUUGAUCAGUCUAGCUGCAUGUGGCCUGGAAAUCGCUCAACCGUCGAAUCCUAUUCGCAUCAUCAUUGGCGCAUGUGGUCCUCUAGUCGUUUUUAUUGUCUUUGGAAGCAAUCCAGCGCUGUACCGGCCCAAUCCGAGACCAGUCACAUCAACGAGCGCAACGUCUACUUCGACCAUGGUGUCCAUGCGUGCGUCCGGUGGCACCGACGUCAAGACUACAAAAGCCUAUUAUCACCCAGUGGCUAGUCAAUCGAUGUAG
Molecule: messenger RNA, 933 nt
Organism: Serendipita indica DSM 11827
Lineage: Eukaryota; Fungi; Basidiomycota; Agaricomycetes; Sebacinales; Serendipitaceae
Source: the annotation of a GenBank genome assembly